Messenger RNA from Ogataea philodendri, 4485 nucleotides. RefSeq lists its product as uncharacterized. Gene Ontology annotation, cellular component: membrane. Gene Ontology annotation, molecular function: ABC-type transporter activity; ATP hydrolysis activity; ATP binding. The record is from RefSeq and is a predicted model, not a curated record. Bases 1 to 4485 code for a protein of 1494 amino acids. The transcript has a single exon. Gene Ontology annotation, biological process: transmembrane transport. Lineage: Eukaryota; Fungi; Ascomycota; Pichiomycetes; Pichiales; Pichiaceae.
AUGACAGAAACCAUCUCUGUGAAGUCGGGCGAGUCCGCUUACGAGGGCUUCGACUCGAACGCAGAAAACCAGGUUCGUGACUUGGCAAGAGAGCUGACCCAAACCUCUUUACAUCAAACUGAUAAGACUCGCGAUACAGAUGCCAAGUCUUUGAUACGCACUUUGACAACAUACUCCCAGGUUCCAGGCGUUAACCCGUUUGUAAAGGACGGCGUGGACUCCAGACUGGACCCAGACUCGGACGAUUUCGACUCCAAGCUAUGGAUCCAGAACAUGCGUGUGCUGAUGGACUCUGAUCCCGAUUACUACAAGCCGGCCACGCUCGCUGUCGCCUUCCGUAACCUUCGCGCUCGUGGUGUCGUUUCCGGCGAGGACUACCAAACCACCUUUGUCACGGCCCCGCUCAAGUUCGUCAUGGAGACCUUUAAUAACACUUUCAGAAGCAAGGUCGAGUCGCGGUAUUUUGAUAUUCUGAAACCAAUGGACGGACUGCUGCUUCCUGGAACCUUCACACUUGUUUUGGGUCGUCCUGGUGCAGGAUGUUCCACCUUCCUGAAAACCAUCGCUUCGCAGACUUUUGGUUUCAAAGUUGCUCCCGAAAGUGUCAUCUCCUACAACGGCUUCACUCCAAAAGAUAUCAUCAAGCACUACAAGGGAGAAGUCACGUUUUCGGCCGAAAACGACGAGCACUACCCUCAGCUUACUGUUGGUCAGACCUUGGAGUUUGCUGCUAGGUUGAAGACCCCAAAGAACAGACCGGAGGGUGUGUCUGCCGACGACUAUGCCAUCCACAUGGCCAAGGUUUAUAUGGCCACAUACGGUCUUUCGCACACUUUCGACACCAAGGUCGGUAACAACUUCAUCAAGGGUGUUUCUGGUGGUGAGCGUAAGCGUGUUUCCACUGCCGAGCUCUCGUUGUGCGGAUCCAAAAUCCAAUGUUGGGAUAAUUCCACCAGAGGUUUGGAUUCCGCCACUGCUUUGGAAUUUUUGAGAGCCUUGAAGACAUCUGCCACCGUGAUGAACACUACGCCCCUCACUUCUGUUUACCAGUGCUCGGAGGACUCCUACGACCUGUUUGAUAACGUCAUGUUGCUUUACGAAGGCUACCAAAUUUAUUUUGGUCCAGCCACCAAGGCCAAACAAUUUUUCGAGACCAUGGGAUACGAAUGUCCUCCAAGACAAACCACGGCCGACUUUUUGACCUCGUUGACUUCUCCUUCAGAGAGAGUCGCCAAGCCAGGAAUGGAGCGCAAAGUCCCACAGACUCCUCAGGAGUUCUACGAGUACUGGAUGAACUCUCAGGAGCACAUCGAUCUUGUGGCUGCUACCGACGCCUACAUCCAGAAGUCUCUCGAUGAGGAUCACCGUGCCGAGUUCAGAGAAGCACAUAUCGCCAGACAGGAGAAAGGUGCUCGUCCAAAGUCUUCAUACACCAGUACGUAUCUCACCCAAGUGAGAGAGAAUAUGCGUCGUUACUGGUGGAAGACCAAAGGUGAUCCAGGUAACCUGAUUUUCAUGGUCAUCUCGAGAAUUAUCAUGGGAUUGGUCAUUUCUUCGCUUUACUACAACCUGAAAACAACCACGUCCUACUUUUACUACCGUGGAGCUGCUAUGUUCUUUGCUACCAUGUUCAACGCCAUGGCUUCGGUUAUGGAAGUUCUUUCUUGUUUCGAAGCCAGAGCCAUUGCAGAAAAACACAAGAAGUACGCAUUGUACCACCCAUCAACAGAUGCUCUCGCUUCCAUUGUCAUUGAGGCUCCUAAUAAGGUGUUGAUCAGUGCAUGCUUCAACCUGAUUUUCUAUUUCAUGGUCAACUUCCGCAGAAAUCCUGGUUCGUUCUUCUUCUACUUGUUGAUGAACCUCACCAGUACUUUUGUGUUGUCUCAUAUGAUGAGAUCGCUUGCUUCUGGUUUCCGGACUCUUUCUGAGGCCAUGACACCAACCAUGUUUGUGAUUAGUUGUUUGGUUCUGUACACAGGUUUUGCUAUCCCUGUCAAGAACAUGCACGGAUGGUCUCGUUGGAUCAACUAUUUGGAUCCAAUCGGAUACUCUUUCGAGGCUUUGAUGGCUAACGAGUUCCACGGAAGACAUUUCGAUUGCGACGAUUACAUUCCAAACUAUCCCGGAAUUUCCAUGGCCAACAAGAUCUGCAACACCGUUGCUGCUGUUCCAGGCGCUUCUUCUGUUUCCGGAACCGACUUUAUUCGCCUGUCUUACAACUACUAUGCUAAGCACAAGUGGAGAAACUGGGGUAUCAACAUGGGAUUUGUGAUUUUCUUCCUGUUUGUCUAUCUCUACAUGGUUGAGUACUCCAAGAGUGCUUUGCAAAAGGGAGACGUUGUGCUUUUCCUGCACCACUUUGGAAAGAGCAAGAAGAAGACUGUUGCCAAGCAAGAUAUCGAGACCGGAUCGAGCGACGAGAAGCCCGAAUUCUUGAAAGACGAGGCUGGUUCUUCGGAAGAAUCUGGCCGUAUCCUUGAGAGUAAAGGUGUUUUCCACUGGAGAGACGUCACCUACGAUAUCAAGGUUGGAAAGAAGCCAAAGAGAAUUUUGGAUCACAUUGACGGUUGGGUCAAGCCUGGUACUUUGACAGCAUUAAUGGGUGUUUCUGGAGCAGGUAAGACCACGCUUUUGGAUGUCUUAGCCAACAGAGUUACUAUUGGUGUUGUUACCGGAUCAAUCAUGGUCAACGGUAAUUUGAGAGACCAGUCUUUCCAGAGAUUCACCGGUUACGCCCAACAACAGGAUGUCCACCUGGUGACAGCCACUGUUCGUGAAGCUUUGCGGUUCAGUGCUUACUUGCGUCAAGACGCUAGCGUUCCCAAGAAGGAAAAGGAUGACUACGUUGAGGAAAUCAUCAGCAUUCUGGAGAUGGACCAGUAUUCGGAUGCUAUCAUUGGUGAGCCUGGUGAAGGUUUGAACAUUGAACAACGUAAGAGACUCACCAUUGGUCUUGAGUUGGUUGCCAAGCCUCAAUUGCUUUUGUUUUUGGACGAACCAACUUCGGGAUUGGACUCCCAAACUGCCUGGUCUGUGUGUCAACUGAUGAGAAAGCUUUCAAACAACGGACAAGCUAUCUUGUGUACUAUCCAUCAGCCUUCUGCCCGUCUUAUUCAAGAGUUCGACCGUCUACUCUUCCUUGCUAGAGGUGGUAAGACCGUUUACUUUGGGGACCUUGGUCCACAUUCCCAGACUUUGAUUGACUACUUUGAAAAGAACGGCGCCGAGCCAUGUCCAGCAAACGCCAACCCUGCCGAGUGGAUGCUGGAAGUCAUUGGUGCUGCGCCAGGAUUCCAUUCCAAGAUAGACUACCACGAUGUUUGGCUCAAGUCUCCAGAAAGAGCUGCCGUUUUGGAGGAACUGCGUGCACUUGAAGAGAAUGCUGUGGCUCCGGACGCUGCUGAAAAGGCAAAAGACAGCGAGUUUGCAACCUCCUUCCUGUUCCAGUUGAAGAUGGUUACUAGGCGUAACCUUCAACAAUACCUCAGAACUCCAUCUUACUUGUGGAGUAAGUUUUUGAUGGCCAUUGCUGUGUCCCUGUUCAACGGUUUCACUUUCUUCCAUGCUAAAAGGUCUAAGCAAGGACUGCAAAACCAGAUGCUUUCCAUCUACUUGAUGUGUAUGCCUGGUAUGGUUUAUUUCCAGCAAUUGCUUCCACUUUUCACUGCAUACAGAGAUGUUUACGAGGUCCGUGAAAGACCUUCUAAGGCAUACAGCUGGUACGCCUUUAUUUCUGGUUCUUUGCUUGCUGAGCUGCCAUGGGGAUUUCUUACCGGUACCUUGAGUUUCGUCUGCUGGUACUUGCCAAUUGGUCUGUACAAGGACGCAGAACAAACUCAUACCGUGAGCGACCGUGCAGCACUCAUCUGGUUGUUGCUAUGUGUGUUCUACAUUUACUCCAUCACCUUGGGUUAUUUUACCUCGGUCGGAUUUGCUGUGAUGGCCAAGGGUAUGAACAACGCGUUCAUCAUUUUCAUGCUUUCGAUGAAUUUCUCUGGUGUUCUGAAGUACCCAACUGGUUUCUGGACCUGGUUGUACCACGUUUCGCCAUUAACAUGGUGGAUUUCCGGUAUUGUUUCCGCUGGUAUUCGUGACACUAGAAUCGUUUGCUCUGACAUUGAAUUGGUGACCAUCACACCAGUUUCUGGUCAAACCUGCGGCCAGUACCUGAGCAAGUACAUCAGCGAGCUUGGUGGCUACCUGGUCGAUGAGAACGCAACAGAUUCUUGUCAAUUCUGCUCCAUGGCCAACUCCAACGCGUUCUUGGAGAGCAGACACAUGCAGACUCAAUAUGGUUGGAGAAACUUUGGAAUCAUGUGUGCCUACACUGGCUUCAACAUCAUCUUUAUCUUUAUUUUCUACUACGUCUACCGUGUUCCUAAGAAGAGCAACAGAGUGGAGGACGAGACCUUCUACGUUGAGGAAGAGGAAGAAGAAGAAGAAGAGAAGCCAAAGAAAUGGUUCCAGAGGUUCGGAAAGAAAUGA